AUGUACGGUCACAAUUCAAUAGUAGAGGGUGAUAUAACGGACGAAUCUGAAGAUGAAAUAACGAGGAGACAUCCUGACUUGCUUGGAGCAAUCGCGUAUGCAAGAAAAGCGAAGAACGGUUCUACCAACCAUGACGAGAUAUAUCUAGAAAAUGGCCUGGUUUGGGAGGCUAUUUGCUUGAAGGUUGGGGUUUAUGAAUUCUCCGCGAAGAAUCACGACAGCUACAAGCUACGAUGGGUGUUGCGAAAAGCUAGAAGACCACAUUCGAAGGAAAACACUUCCACAGAAAAUGCCAACAAACCUUCUAGCUCUCGCUUCACGUUUAGUAUCAUAAAUCCAAACACAAGAAUACAUCCAGUGAUUGCGACCUUGACUGCAGAUAACAAGCUCGAUAUACUCAAUAGAUUCCUGACCGCUGGAAGCCCAGCGAUCCGAUCAGCGCUGUCAUCCAAUUCACAGUCUCCGGUGCACUCGGACUUUUCGUCUGAAACGUCUUAUUUCGACCGCCCAGCCAAUAGGGAAGCAUUGUACACAGAGACCGAUGAGGCCCUGCAAAUCCUAAUUAUUCUAACAGGUAUAUGGGUCAUAUCCAAGCAAGGAUGGUCCGAGGGCUUGUCGAAGAGUCCGGACCUGAUCGACAAAUCACGACCAGAAAGUGGCGACAGGUCGCCUUCAUCUGUGGUCUCGAGCACAGAGACUAUUUUCAAGGGAUCUUCACAACAUGGAGUUGCCCCGUUCCGCUAUCAGCGGUCUUCCACAUCUCCCUCACCGCGGCGAGCAGGCAAGCAACCUGCUUUGUCUGACAGGGCCAACUCUAUGGGAGCUUUGGGUGUCGGAACACCAACAGCCAGUAUGCCUCCAACUGUCAACGGAGGCGUGUUGCUUCCAUCUGCACAUCAUUCCUACCAGCCCAACGGUAAACGAUGUAAACCCACGCUAGGUAUGGACACUCAUGGGCAGACGCCCGGUUUCGUAUCGGGGGGCCUCGGUGAUGCCACCGAUGCGCAGAAGACUUUGUCGUCAAUGGAGAUCAAUGCCACACUUCAGGAUGGUGCUAAGGCACUGCCGUUAGUGGUAGAUGAAAACGUGCUUGGAUGUGGGUCGGAGGAAACGGAGGCACCAUAUCAGGCAUAUCAGGAUGGAGAAAAGGAUGAAGAGAAGGAUGGACUGAAAAAGAGGCCGAACAAAUUAAUGGAAAUGAUACGAGCGUCUGCGGACCUGCAACCCCAGUCAACUGCACCCUCGUCACACCUCGGGGUAUUAGAAAGCAAAGCACGCGCUACUUUUACAAAUGACCCACUUGCAAACUUGAAAAUGCGGGCGAAGGAGAGUGUAAUGGCGAAGCGCACUCGAAGCAUUCGAUCCGCUUCCAAUGACAGCAAAGCGGAGCUCGCAGGUGUCGUCGAGCCAGACUUGACGCACAAUGGGGAAUUUAGCAAUACCGUUCGGCCGGAGGAACUUGGUUCCAAAAGCCGUGGCCCUACUGUUACGAAUCGCGCCCCGUCUCUGCCUCCCAGCGGCUCUUUGCUCAUAUCCCCGAGAGUCUCAGCAAAAGCAACCAGUGCCGAGCUUGAAGAUCUCCUUGCCGAAGGGAGAGCUGCUGCAUCAUUAUCGAAGACUACAAUUGCAGAGAACCUUUUCACGACGGAACAGCAUGGGCUGAAUGGCCAACAGCAUCAACCUAGGGAGCCAGAAACAUCAGGUGUGCGCGAAAGUCGAGAGAAUAGCGUACGCCAUGAUGAAACAGCUACUAACCUCCAAGCUACGCUGAAACCCGAUCACUUUCCCCCGUACCAGAUGGACGAAAUCAAUGCGUGGCUUGCUAUGACAGGUUACUACGAUAAACCUUAUCGAAAGAAAGUACUGACCCGGCGCCGGCGUCUUCAGGCGAUUGAGGAAGAAAGAUUGAAGCUACUUGAGGAAGAAAAAGAGGAUCAGCGACUUCGCGGUCCAUUCUCCAGUAUCACGUCUUUUCAUGCACCCCAACGGUCCACCUCGCCCGUUGCCACGAUGUCUCCAUCAAUGUUGACGGUAAAGCAGGACGUAGGUCUUCGAAUCAAAGAUUCCGCUCUCAAGAAAACUACCGCGCAGGAGCUGACCACUUCAAACGAUGAGACACCCGUCAAGCGGCGCAUCGAAGAAGACACGAAAGACAGCGAAGUGCUGCACCAAUCGAAGGUGGCGAGGACCGAAGGGCGUCGCAGGACACCACCCCGCUCCCAGCGUGCUUCUCCUGAAAGACGACCUAAACGGUCUGCAUCUCCAGAGGUUACCAAGAAUCAUUCAGCGACGUCACCACGCAAACAAUCACCGCACUCCAAGGAUGAAUAUGAUCGUUGGCUGCCAGAUAGAGAAGUGAAUCUCCGUGGCCUAAAAGAUCGAGCAUUAGAGGAGAAUGGUUGGCGGAAUGAACUUCGUGGACGCCACGAUCAACGCCGUGACUCAGGAUUUGGCACAUCGCAUGCUUCGAAGCCAGAUUUGCAGGACGGCAGGGUACGUUUCUUCUUGCUGAAAAGCUGGAACUAUGAAAACAUAGCGACUGCACAAAGGGAAGGCACCUGGGCAACGCAAACCAAAAAUGAGGAUACCUUUGUCGAAGCCUUCAAGACAUGCCGUCAUGUUAUAUUCUUCUUCUCUGCUAAUCAUAGCAAGGCAUUUCAAGGAUAUGCCCGUAUGCAAGGCCUGCCAGGUGAAAAAGGCGUGCCGCAACCAUCGUGGGUUAAGAACCUGCAUUGGCCUACAACAGCUCCCUUCAGGAUCAAGUGGAUAGUCAAAGAGGAGACACCAUACCGGGCUGUGGGAAAUCUAAAGAACCCGCUCAACGAAAAUCUAGCUGUUUUCGUGGGCAGAGAUGGCCAGGAAAUUCCGGAGAAAAUUGGGCUCCAAAUGAGUGAAAUCAUUGAUGAUGACACUGCCUAUCGAGCUGAGUUCAGGCGCUGA
Endocarpon pusillum Z07020 is the source of this 2940-nucleotide messenger RNA. RefSeq lists its product as uncharacterized. The record is from RefSeq and is a predicted model, not a curated record. Bases 1 to 2940 code for a protein of 979 amino acids. NCBI's taxonomy places the organism in Eukaryota, Fungi, Ascomycota, Eurotiomycetes, Verrucariales, Verrucariaceae. Gene Ontology annotation, biological process: mRNA splicing, via spliceosome; regulation of alternative mRNA splicing, via spliceosome. The transcript is spliced from 2 exons. Gene Ontology annotation, cellular component: nucleoplasm. Gene Ontology annotation, molecular function: mRNA binding; N6-methyladenosine-containing RNA reader activity.